Messenger RNA from Pelobates cultripes (western spadefoot toad), 178 nucleotides. The record is from the annotation of a GenBank genome assembly. Lineage: Eukaryota; Metazoa; Chordata; Amphibia; Anura; Pelobatidae.
GGCUAUAUCUGCUGACCACACCGAGACCAGCAGCGGUGAGAAUGGCGAAAGCGGGAACAAAGCGGAGGAGCAAGCAACCUCUCCCACCUGCACAAGACAGUCCACUGAUGAAGAGAGUCAGAGGCCGCAGCCGGGCUGCAUAACUUGGACCCAGCUUCCUUCACCGAACCACCACUGA